UAGGGUUUAUGACCUUUUGAGCCAUGGCUGUAGUUGCCUCUUCGUUACUACUCGCCGCUUUCUUUACUAAAUUCGCAAAAAACUGAUUUUUACAUAAAAUUCUUACAAGGUUUUCAAAAUCUUGAUUCUAGAUUAACAGGUUUUAUCUAAUAUUUUUAUCAACUUUCACUAUUUAUUUUUCUGUUUAUAAUUUUAACAACUUAUAUUAAUAAAUAUUAUUAUUUAACAAGAGUUAAAAGUGACAAGUGUAAACACAAUAUAAUAAGUAAUAACGGCGGUAAUAACAUAAAAUGUUUACCGAUUAUAUAUUUACACCCAAACUUUACAAAGUAUAUACUGGAAUUCGGAGAAACGAUGACUAUGUUCAACUAUGGCAAGAAAAAGUAGCAGAUAGAAUAUUAAUGACAACUUACAUCGUUUCACAAGUUGCCACUUACCUUUCACCUGCAUUAUUAUACAUGUAUGGUAAAUGGCUGUUAAGUCCAGAAUUUGUAAACAAACUAUUUUUCCGCGGAUCAAUAUUAGGAAUAACUUUGAUGACAACAUUUAUUUUAAGAAGUUAUGGAAGAGCUAUAAAUCCAAAGUAUAAAGCUUUUCAUAAAGAUCUUAUAAAUGCUAAAUUGGAUUAUUCAACUGAUAAUAAGAAAAAACUGCACAGCUACGACUUUGAUUUUUCAGCAUGGCCUGUAGACUUUUCAUGGAAUUCUGCUGAAGAAGAAAGUUACAAAUCAAAUUUAACAAGUAAUAAUUUUAAGAUGACACUAAAACUUUUGAGUAGUCCUACUCGUCUUAUUGGGUUCAUAGCAGUGCAUACUUUUGGAAUAUCAUUAAUUUAUCCUGGUUCUACUUCACUUUUAUUCUAUUUAAUGGAUCAGAAUUUACAGAAAGGAAGAAGAGCUUUAAUCACUUCAUUUGGAGGUGUACGAUAUAAAUUAAAAACUAUUGAUGGAAAUUUUGUAGACUCGAUGUUCAUAGACAAAAGACAAUCAAAUAUUAAUUCUUUGAACCCAAAAUUAAUUAUUUGUACUGAAGGAAACGCUGGAUUUUAUGAAGCAGGAAUUAUGAGUUCAGCUAUUGAAACUCAUCAUUCUGUCUUGGGAUGGAAUCAUCCUGGAUUUGGAUAUAGUACAGGUGUACCAUAUAUAGAACAAGAACAAAAUGCAGCUGAAACUGUAAUAGAAUUUGCUAUUAAGCAUUUAAAAUUUAGUCCUAAAAAUAUUAUAUUAUAUGGUUGGAGUAUUGGUGGUUUUGCUUCCACUUAUUUAGCCAAAAAGUUUCCUGAUGUACAUGCUGUGAUACUGGACGCUACAUUUGAUGAUCUGGCACCGUUAGCAAUUCCACGGAUGCCUAGCUUUGCUGAGAAACUAGUAGAAUUUACUGUAAAAGAAUUUUCAAACUUGAAUGUGGCUGAAAAUUUAGUUCAAUAUCCAGGCCCAGUUCUACUAAUUCGACGAUCUAGUGAUGAAAUCAUUGCACUUGAUCCUCAAAAUGUAGCUACAAAUCGAGCAAAUUACUUAUUAGAAUUAUUAUUAGAAAGAAGAUUUCCAAAACUCUUUUCCAGUGAAUCUAGGUCAGCUCUUUGGGUUUGGCUAUCCACAUCUGGUGAACAACAAAAUCAAGUGCAUUUGCAAUACAAUGUUGACUUAAACACUCAAUCACAACUAUUUCCAUCAUCCAGUAAAAAUUAUCCAUUAAAUCUAGGUGAUGGUUGGAAAGAUCAAGAAAAAAUAAAAAUGCUACUGUACUUGGCUGAUUAUUAUAUGAAAGACUAUAAUUCCACUCAUUGCACUCCAUUGCCAACACGGUAUUUAGGUUACAUAAUUUAAGUAAAAAUUAGUUUUUUUUAAGCAUCUUUUAUUAAUAUUUUGGUAUAAUGUUUCAGUCUUCAUGUUUUUAACCUUUAUAUAAAUCUUAUUAUUAGUAAUUAUUGUAAAAUAAUAUUUUGUUUCUGUAUAUGUAUAUAAUUAUGAAAUGUUGGUAAAUUUGAAUAAUACAUUUUAACUUAAAUAGGUUAUUUUUGUUGUAUUUAAUUUUGAAGGGGCUACUAUCCAAAGUAAAGUUUCUCACAUUCUAAUUACUUAUUACAUAGCCUAUGGAACUUUUUAAUAUACUAUUGUGAUUACCAAUAACUAGCCAAUAAGAAGUUAUAUUAAUUAACAAGGUGGCACACCGCACUGGUGCGUCCUUUCUUUUAUCUGCCACUCUUGUUGGCACUCUUUCUUUUUAGACAUACUACUCAUAAUAUCUGGAAUAUAGUAUAAUCCUGACCAAGUUGCAGCUGACUACCUUGCCUCCCCUAUGAAAUACCUAUACUUAUGGCUAAAGUUUUUAGAAUAAUAAUAUUAUUUCUCGUGAUUAAUUAAUAAUGUGUAUAUUUAAGCAAAUAAAUAAGUGAUCAAAUACAGAUAGAGAUUACUAGAUUAGUAUA
Molecule: messenger RNA, 2428 nt
Organism: Myzus persicae (green peach aphid)
Lineage: Eukaryota; Metazoa; Arthropoda; Insecta; Hemiptera; Aphididae
Product: protein ABHD16A
Exons: 12
Coding region: 291-1826 (511 amino acids)
Biological process (GO): phosphatidylserine catabolic process; monoacylglycerol catabolic process
Cellular component (GO): endomembrane system
Molecular function (GO): monoacylglycerol lipase activity; glycerophospholipase activity
Source: RefSeq, a predicted model, not a curated record